CAACCUGCUGUCAGUGUCAAUUAAUUUCUCGAGCAGGGCGCAAGGAGAGAAAAAAGAAGAAGUGUAUCAGAAGGCAGCCAGGCGAUCAGUUUUGUACUAUAUUUUUUUUGGUUCUCAAUUAAUAGUCCUUUAGGAGGUGUCCUUUCUUGUUUGUGGACGAAAUGAAGCAACAAACCGUUUUUGUUCUUUUGGCACUGCUGUUGGUGUCGGCGAGCUGUGCCGAUGCAUUGGUGUAUGUUUAUGCAAAAACCUGCUCCACCUGCCGAUCCCUGGGAGCAAGGAACUGCGGAUAUGGAUCCCUGGGCUCGAAAAAAUACGUUUCCUGCGACGGUGCGACGGCGAUAAGAAACUGUGACGACUGCAGGAGACGGUUUGGGACGUGCCAGGAUCGUUACAUUACCGAGUGCUUCAUUGGGUGAGAAGCUGCACGAGAGCUCAGCGAGGAUUUUCUGGGAACCGAACUGGAUGUGAUAUCAAGAUUGCAACUUAGUUUAUAGAAUGAUGGACGAUUCCACUUUGGACGAUGAACAAAUAAAG
Messenger RNA from Culex quinquefasciatus (southern house mosquito), 537 nucleotides. RefSeq lists its product as uncharacterized. The coding region runs from base 162 to 419 and encodes 85 amino acids. The transcript is spliced from 3 exons. The record is from RefSeq and is a predicted model, not a curated record. Lineage: Eukaryota; Metazoa; Arthropoda; Insecta; Diptera; Culicidae.